This is a messenger RNA of Sebastes umbrosus (honeycomb rockfish), 1569 nucleotides long. RefSeq lists its product as uncharacterized. The transcript has 3 exons. The coding region runs from base 33 to 1358 and encodes 441 amino acids. NCBI's taxonomy places the organism in Eukaryota, Metazoa, Chordata, Actinopteri, Perciformes, Sebastidae. The record is from RefSeq and is a predicted model, not a curated record.
CCGCUAACUGGAGGGCAAAACAAUGGACCAAGAUGGCGGCUCACAGUGAAUUAUCCGUAGCAGGGAAGCACAAGCCUGUCAACUUUCCAUCUGUUCAAAGCCACGAAUAUUUAGAUCAUCUAUCAACAUCAGAAAAACGAAGAUACGAGCACAAACUACAGGUUUUGGGGACCUGCGAUCCAUAUACAGCACCCGCCGCAGUAUUUAUUUCACUAAAAACAGCGAAGUCGCUGCCAGAACCCCACUUUGGCGAUGUUUACAUUUAUCUUGUGGAGACUCCCUCACCUUACACGGUCGUCAGGAUGAAAGCCUACAAAAGUACGGACAGUUACAUGUAUUUUCGAUCUGGAUGGGUCAAUAAUGCUGCCGUUUGGGAGGUGAAGGACAAGAAAUUCUUCAUUGUCAAAGCAAAGUGCCGUGUCAUACAAAAGGAGACAAGACUACAAUCAAAAUGUGCCAUGUGGUUUGACCAGAAGGCAGGAAGGGUGACUGCGUCAAACAUCCGAGCAGCCUGCCACACGGACCCAGACAAACCAGCUGUCUCCUUGCUGAAGAAGCUGUGCUAUCCUGUGGCCUUCAAGGACCCAAACAACAACACACCACAUUCUCUCAGGUGGGGCAUUGAACACGAGAGAAAAGUAGUUGAGGAGUACACCAAGAUGAUGGAAAAGUUCCACAUCAAUCUCACUGUCAAGAAGGCAGGGCUGGUCAUCAACCCCCAGUACCCAUGGUUAGGGGCAUCCCCAGAUGGCAUACUAACAUGUGACUGCCAUGAGAUGGGUGUGUUGGAGGUAAAGGCACCCAGCAGCCUUCAGAAUAGCACUUUGAUGGAGAAAUGCAAACAGGACAGCAUGUUUUGUCUCCAAAAGGUUGAGGGGAAGCUUUCAUUGAAGAGGGACCAUCAGUACUUUUGUCAGGUGCAGACUCAAAUUCACCUGACACAGGCAAGCUACUGCGAUUUUGCUGUCUGGGGACCAGGGAAAGAAGGCAAAGGGGAAAUCCACAUUGAGAGAAUACUGCCUGACACUGACUUUUUUGACACCAUGUGUGAAAAGGUUCACAUUUUUGUACAGAAAUGUGUCAUUCCAGAGUUAGUAGCAAAAGUGUUUACAGCUCCUGUUCUACCAACAUCCCAUGAUACCAGCAAACCAUCUGAAAGCAAGGGCUGUUACUGUGGGCUGCCUGUCCUGCAGAAUGAAGAUAGACUUGAGUGUAAAUCAGGGAUUUGUAAAAGACAGUAUAUCCACAGAAGUUGUUUAAAACUUGACACCUCGCAUUCAAAAAUGUCAAGUUGGAAAUGCAGUGACUGUAAGCGGGAAAUAGCUAAACAAAAGAAGGAUAACAGGAAAAAAACUUAACAGAAUAGAAGUUUAAAGUGUUUUAUUUAACACAGACCACAUACUUUGAGGCAUAUGUACAUGCAUAGUUUUUGUACAGAGAUGCAUACAGUUAUGAAAGAGAAAUGUGUCUUAAAAACCCAGUUGAACCACUAAUAACAGAAACAAGUUUUGUUAUAUAGACUGGAGUGUCUCUCUGUGGCACAUAUGCUUGUGUCAUGACAACAUACAG